AUGGGUAUCAAAGGACUUCACGGUCUCCUGAAAUCCAUCCAAAAACCAUGCCAUCUUAAGAAGUUUGCCGGCCAGACUCUCGCGGUGGACGCCUAUGGCUGGCUGCACCGUGGUACAGUUGCUUGUUCCGUGGAUCUGGUCUUGGAUAGGCCAACAAGGAAACACAUUGAUUUUGUUCUUCAUCGAGUCCGUAUGCUCCUUUACUUCGGAGUAGUGCCUUACAUGGUCUUCGAUGGCGACGACCUUCCCAGCAAAGCGGCGACCGAAGCCGAUCGACACCGUCGCCGACAAGAGAGCAAGGCCUUGGGAUUGGAACUACAACGGAAGGGCAGAAUCCCGGAGGCCUAUCAGGAAUUCCAAAAAGCCGUCGACGUUACGCCCUACAUGGCUCGCCAAUUGAUUGAAGAACUAAAGAAAAUGAACGUACAGUACGUGGUGGCUCCAUAUGAGGCUGAUCCUCAGAUGGUGUAUCUCGAACAACAGGGAAUUGUACAUGGUAUCAUUUCCGAGGACUCGGAUUUGUUAGUAUUUGGAGCGAAACGCUUGCUGUCGAAACUGGAUCAACAUGGCGAGUGUAUUGAACUCAACCGAGCAGAUUUUACUGCUUGUCGAGAAGUGAGCCUGGUGGGAUGGAGUGAUGCCGAUUUUCGUCGAAUGUGCAUUCUUAGCGGCUGUGACUAUUUGGCCAAUAUUCCCAAGAUGGGAUUAAAGACGGCAUACCGCAGCAUUCGCAAGCACAAGACUGUGGAGAAAGCGCUGCGGAUGCUUCAAUUUGAAGGCCAGUUCAAGGUCCCAGCUGAUUACCUUAAAGACUUCAAGCAGGCCGAAGAUACUUUUCUCUAUCAGCGUGUUUUCUGUCCCAAGGCAAAAAAGCUGAUCCCUUUAACCACUCCCGACGAGGGAGUAGAUCUUGAGGAAAUGCCGUUUGUCGGAGCCGAUGUGGACCCAGAAACUGCGGCUGGGGUCGCUUGCGGGGAUCUAGACCCGACGACCAAGGAGCCCAUUGAAAUGAAACCGCUGGUUGCAGGUAAAGUGCCCAUGGGUAUUAGUCGCCGUCAGACAUUGGGGUCGUCUUCAGAGCUGAAGCCUAGCAAGCCUAUCAACACGUUCUUUACUCCGAAACGCAAACCUCUCGCCGAGUUGGAUCCGAACAGCCUGACUCCAUCACCGAGUCAGCAGAGACUGCUGGAGCGGAAUGCGAACAACUCCUGGCAACCCAACUCAGUGCCCUUACGAUCCAACACAGUUAGGGCAACUCCGGUUCGAGCCUUCUCUGACCAAGGUCUCAGCCCCAUGGUUCGAAGCGUUGGGCGAAACACAAUCUUGGCUCAGACUGCGCGGGCAUCAAACCUGCAGCCGACCAAGAGACAGAGACUUUGCUCCGAAGCCGAGGAUGACUCCCUUCCUGCUCGUCCAAGCGUCCAAAGUCGGUUCUUUGCUGCUACUACUACUGAACCAGUGAGCCCUAGUGGACAGAAAGUAUCUCGGAGUAAAAAGGCACGCCAGUCCAUGAUGGACGUCUUUUCGGAUGAAGUCGCGGAGGAUAUCUUCUCACGGAUUUCCGAUCCUGUUUUGAAGGCGAAGACUAUGACAGACCAAGGGGAUACCAAUCCUGAGAAUACCCCUUCGAAGGGAAAGAGCGAGGUGGAGGUCAAGGCUGUGGCCGUUCCUGAUCCGAAGACUGACGAUGAUCAAGCCCCAAUGGAGACUCCAGCGUCAGAGUCCGGGUUCUCGUCUGAGGACAACAAGUUCAACCAGGCUCUUGGGUAUCAUGUCCAACGACAGAACUCAACUAUUUCCAAAUUCACGUUUACAUCUGGAUCUAAACCUGCUUCCCCUGUUCAGCGCUCCCCUAUGACCAGGAUUCCGGUGAUUCAGACCAGUCAAAGGGAUGCAUUUCUUUCGUCCCCUCGGACACCCAUGAUCGACUCUCGACACAAGAGCCCUCAACGGCAGCGUCUUACUCCGCUGCAGCGGAUGGGUCAAGCGGCUCUUCACCGCUCACGUAGCAUCAACUUUCCCACGUCGCUCAGACACGCGGAUUCUUCAGAGUCUCAGUCGGAUGAGACGCCAGUCACUACUGAGGCUAACACGCCCCAAGGUAGUGAGGAUUUCAUAAUUCCGGACAGCGAUGAUUCGGAAGAAGAGAUUGCUACCAGCUUUGGACAAACCCCGACGUUGGAUUUAAAGCGGUUUUCGUUUGCCGCUAAAUGA
This is a messenger RNA of Penicillium pulvis, 2214 nucleotides long. Its product is annotated as putative exonuclease. Gene Ontology annotation, cellular component: nucleus. The coding region runs from base 1 to 2214 and encodes 737 amino acids. The record is from RefSeq and is a predicted model, not a curated record. Gene Ontology annotation, molecular function: DNA binding; metal ion binding; 5'-flap endonuclease activity. Gene Ontology annotation, biological process: DNA recombination; DNA double-strand break processing; mismatch repair. Lineage: Eukaryota; Fungi; Ascomycota; Eurotiomycetes; Eurotiales; Aspergillaceae. The transcript is spliced from 3 exons.